Molecule: messenger RNA, 1470 nt
Organism: Cinclus cinclus
Lineage: Eukaryota; Metazoa; Chordata; Aves; Passeriformes; Cinclidae
Product: striatin-4-like
Exons: 11
Cellular component (GO): dendrite
Molecular function (GO): calmodulin binding; protein phosphatase 2A binding; armadillo repeat domain binding
Source: RefSeq, a predicted model, not a curated record
UUUUGGGGAUUUUUUGGGGUUUUUUUUGGGGGUUUUUUGGGUUUUUUUCUCCCGUUUUUGUCCCGUUUUUGUCGCUGUCCCCCCUGACCUUUGUCCCUUGGUGUCCCCAGGGUGUCCCCAAGGAGGAGGAGGAGGAGGAGGAGGAGGAGGAAGAUGAGGAUGAGGAUGAGGAGGAUUCCGAGGACGCCCUGGGAGAGUUCGACUUCCUGGGGACACCUGGGGACACCUUGGGGACACCUGGGGACAUCAGGGAGAGCCACCAGUGUCACCUGCGGGACGGGGACCUCGGGCCACCAGGGCCACUGCGGCCACCUGAAGUGUCCCCAGGGGUCGUGGCCGACGCGCUGGCCCUGGACGGGCUCGGGGACCUGGCGGAGCUGACGGUGACAAACGACAACGACGGCGGUGACGUGACCUCCGGCCGGCCGCCGUCCCCGAAGCGCACCUGGAGCCCGCGCCUGACCCUGCGCAGCCACUACGACGCCGUGCGGGCGCUGGCCUUUGUCCCUUGUCACCCGGCGCUGGUGACGGCCUCCGAGGACGCCACGCUCAAGCUCUGGAACCUGCAGAAGCCGCUCGUCCCCAAGAAGAACGCGGCGCUGGACGUGGAGCCGGUCUACGCCUUCCGCGGGCACAGGGGCCCGGUGCUGGCGGUGGCGGUGGCAGCAGGUGACACAGGUGACACAGGUGACACAGGUGACACGGGGCUGUGCUGCAGCGCCGGCGUGGACGCUCGGAUUCGCUGCUGGCGCCUCCCGGCCCUGGACAGCGACCCCUACGACGGCUACGACCCAGGUGUGCUGCGGGGGGUCCUCGACGGCCACUCCGACGCCGUGUGGGCUCUGUCCUUCGACGUCACCGGGCGUCACCUGGCCUCGUGCUCGGCCGAUGGCACCGUGCGCCUCUGGGACCCCCGAGGGGACAGCGGCGGUGGCACCGCGGGUGGCACCUGUCUGAGUGUCCUGGAUGGGCACAAAGAUCACGGUGUCCCCACCUCGGUGACGUUCGUGGCCACCCAGCCAGCCCACCUGGUGGCCGGGUUCCGCUCAGGUGCCACCGUCCUCUACGACCUGGAGGUCACCAAGGCCACCCUGGUGUCCCCACACGGCGGUGGCUCCGGCCAGGUGAACCAGGUGGUCGCUCACCCCUCGCAGCCGCUGACCAUCACGGCCAGCGAUGACCGCGCCAUUCGUUACCUGGACAACCGCACAGGUAAAGUCGUGCACUCCAUGGUCGCUCACCUGGACGCCGUCACCUGCCUGGCCCUGGACCCCAGCGGCGCCUUCCUGCUGUCCGGCAGUCACGACUGCUCGCUGCGCCUGUGGCACCUGUGCCAGCACACCUGCGUGCAGGAGCUGCCCGCUCACCGCCGCAAGCACCAGGAGGCCGUGCUGGCCGUGGCCUUCCACCCCCGGCGCGCCCUCAGCGCCAGCGCCGGCGCCGACGCCCUGGCCAAGGUGUUCGUCUGAC